ACUGGAGUUGGCAACAAUGACUGCGAUCCGUAUACGUGGUACAUGUUUUGUGUAAUGUAGAAUAUAGCUGCAAGGAUAUUAACGUACACGUUACAGGCUAAAUUCAGAAUAUUUCAGGCUACGGGGCGUUGAGAAGCCGAUAUUCAGUAUGGUACUCAUCGCUGCUGCAGUUUGCACCAAGGCAGGCAAGACCAUCGUGUCCCGCCAGUUCGUCGAAAUGACCAAGGCGAGGAUAGAGGGUCUACUUGCUGCCUUCCCAAAAUUGAUGAGCACCGGCAAACAGCACACGUUUGUCGAAACUGAAUCAGUGCGAUACGUUUAUCAGCCAUUGGAGAAACUUUAUAUGCUUCUCAUCACUACUAAAGCGAGCAAUAUUUUGGAGGAUUUGGAAACCCUCAGACUUUUUGCGAGAGUGAUUCCAGAGUAUUGCAAAUCGAUGGAAGAAGUUGAGAUAGCUGAGAAUGCUUUCAAUCUCAUAUUUGCCUUUGAUGAAAUCGUAGCCCUAGGAUACAGGGAAAGCGUCAACUUGGCGCAGAUCAGAACUUUCGUUGAGAUGGACUCGCAUGAAGAAAAAGUCUAUCAGGCGGUUAGGCUGACUCAGGAACGAGAAGCCAAGAACAAAAUGAGAGAGAAGGCAAAGGAACUUCAGAGGCAGAGAAUGGAGGCCAACAAGAAAGGGGGCGUCAAGGGUCCUGGUUUUGGCGGUGGCUAUGGAUUCACAUCCAGUCCAUCGGUCGGUGAUUCUGCAAAUUUCGUUCCAGAGCCUGUGAAACCUGCUUAUACUGCACCACAGUAUGUAUACCUUCAAUUAGCGAAUUCAAAUCUGCAAUUCUUAUUUUUCUCAACAAUUCAACCCAUUUGCAGAAAGCCAACAUCUGCUGGUCCCCGUGCCAUGAAGCUCUCUGGGAAAUCGCGUGACGUUGACUCUUUUGUAGAUCAGUUGAAAGAAGAGGGAGAGAACGUGACUACUGCGUCAUUGGCUGCUCCUGGUGUUAAAACUGUGCACACUUCACCACAAAUCAUUAACACAGAACCGGUGCACUUGAGACAGGAGGAGCGUUUGACUGUUCGCGUGGGCCGUGACGGAGGAGUUCAACAUUUAGAGCUCCACGGACUGGUCACCCUGCAUAUUUCAGAUGAAAAAUGGGGAUGCAUACGUGUGCAGCUAGAGAACAAAGAUACACGCGGUGUGCAACUCCAAACACAUCCCAAUGUCGAUAAAGAGUUGUUCAGGACACGAGCCCAGAUUGGACUCAAGAAUCCAGCAAAACCAUUCCCUCUGAACACAGAUGUUGGCGUGUUGAAAUGGCGCUUGCAGGCGCAAGACGAAUCAGCUUUGCCAAUUUCGAUAAAUUGCUGGCCAUCCGAGAACGGCGAAGGUGACUGCGACGUGAAUAUUGAAUAUGAAUUGGAACAGGAAAAUCUCGAGCUGAACGAUGUUCAAAUAAAUAUUCCGCUACCUAUUGGGGGCACUCCUGUUGUUGGAGAGUGCGAUGGUCAAUAUACACACGAAGCACGACGAAAUACAUUGGUGUGGUCGCUACCUCUGGUAGAUGCCUCAAGCAAAUCGGGAUCGAUGGAAUUUUCGGUUCACUCCUCUACACCGGCAGACUUUUUCCCGCUGCAAAUCUCUUUCUCUUCUAAGACCCCGUACGCAAGCAUCAAGGUCAAUGAAGUCCUUCUGGUCGAGGAUGAUAGUCCUGUCAAGCAUUCCGUAGAGACGGUAUUCUUUACUGAGAAUUAUGAAAUUGUUUAGAGUCAUAUGCACAUAAUAUAAACAAGUUGAUUAUGCAAAAGGUAAGCAGAAUUCGGUAUAGCGAAUCAAUCAAUUGUCGUAUCGAACUAAUUUCGUGCGGGUGUACAAAAUGAAGACGUGGUUUACCAGAUUUGGACAAGCUACGCGCGAUUUUAUCAUUUUUAUUCGUUGUUUGUAUUAAUUUGCAACUAUUUUUUCUUCUCAACAUCUGAAUGAGACAGUUUACUUGUAUUUAAAUCGCGCUUGGAUUCGAAAAUUGGUUACAGUCUCCGGAAUUUAUUUGAAAUCAGUGCAAUUUUCAUUACAUUAAUCAAACAAAAUCCGAGAAUUAAGAAAAAUAGGUCAAUGUCCAAAGUUCAAUUUUGAAGAAUUUCAUACUACUAUGCGGCUAUUUCGUUUGCCGCUAGCCAAACCUUGUCCUGUAACGCAGUGUGACAAAGAAUAUUGUAGAAAUAAAUAAUUUUCAUCACUGGCAUGAUAUUCCUUAUA
Molecule: messenger RNA, 2245 nt
Organism: Neodiprion fabricii
Lineage: Eukaryota; Metazoa; Arthropoda; Insecta; Hymenoptera; Diprionidae
Gene: deltaCOP
Product: coatomer subunit delta
Exons: 7
Coding region: 149-1756 (535 amino acids)
Biological process (GO): endoplasmic reticulum to Golgi vesicle-mediated transport; retrograde vesicle-mediated transport, Golgi to endoplasmic reticulum; Golgi localization
Cellular component (GO): cytosol; COPI vesicle coat
Source: RefSeq, a predicted model, not a curated record